Dentiscutata erythropus is the source of this 307-nucleotide messenger RNA. Lineage: Eukaryota; Fungi; Glomeromycota; Glomeromycetes; Diversisporales; Gigasporaceae. The record is from the annotation of a GenBank genome assembly.
AUGGCUUCUGCGAAUCCAUCAUUUGGUCUUUCAGAGAAUGGUGAAGAGGCUUUUAAGAAAAGAGAUGAAUCCGUUAGAUCAACUACUCCUUGCACUAAAACCGAACCACCCACCGCCGCUCAACCUCCUCAAACUUGCACAGAAGGAACAUACCCAACUGAUUCAGCUGAUCAAUAUAAUAACGUUAAUGAUGAUGAUGAUAACAACCAAACUGUUGUUGUUGCAGGCAACAACCCAAAAUCUACUAUUAUUGUAGGCGGCGGCCAUCCUACAGGACAAGCGCAGGUUGCUGAUUUGACUUCAAUGG